Phalacrocorax carbo (great cormorant) is the source of this 3099-nucleotide messenger RNA. The record is from RefSeq and is a predicted model, not a curated record. Lineage: Eukaryota; Metazoa; Chordata; Aves; Suliformes; Phalacrocoracidae.
UUUGGGGCGCCACGGCUGCCCCCUGGGGAGGGAGGCGAGGCUCCGGCGGCCGGCCCUGACUGCUGCUGCGCCCCUCCAGCGCCGGCCAUGGCUGCGCCCUGGGAGGGCCUCCUGCGGGACGCGGCGGCCGUCCGGGCGGCGGCGGCGGUGGCGGUGGACGCGGCGCUCCUGGAAGGCGUCGUGAUGCGCACGGAGGGGGAGCCCAACGCCUCGGAUGUGGUGAAUUACGCUCCCUUCACGCUGCUCCCAUCGGCAGUACCAAGUGCCCUGUUUGAACAAGCAUAUGCUGUUCAGCAAGACUUUAACCUGCUGGUGGAUGCUAUUAGUCAAAACAAAGAAUUCCUGGAGCAUACUCUGGCCAGCACCAUCAAGGUAGAUGACUUCACAGCUCGACUCUUCAGAAUCUACACGCAAGUUUUGGACGAAGGCUUGGCUCAGUCUGUGUUUUUAGGCAUAAACCGCUCUGAUUACAUGUUUGACUGUGGGGUGGAUGGGACACCAGCUCUGAAGCAGAUAGAAAUAAACACCAUUGCUGCCAGCUUCGGAGGCCUCACCUCCCGCACUGCAGUGGUCCACGGGCGGGUGUUGAAAGUGCUGGGAAAGUCUAAAGAGGCAUCACGUCUGCUGCCCAACAACCCGUCGAAAGGGCUUGCCUUGGGUAUUGUGAAAGCCUGGGAGCUCUACGGUUCUCAAAGUGCUGUGGUGAUGUUUCUGGUGGAGGAAGUCCAGAGGAACAUUUUUGAUCAGCGAUGUGUAGAAAACGAGCUCUGGGACAGGAAUAUUCGGGUCAUCAGGAAACGGUUCAGAGAUGUGUUUGAAAAGGGGUCUCUGGAUGAUGCCAGAAGGCUGUAUAUGGACGGCCAGGAGGUAGCAGUGGUGUACUACAGAGAGGGCUACAUGCCAAAGAACUACGACCAGCAGAACUGGGAGGCACGGUUGUUACUGGAGAGAUCGAGGGCAGUGAAGUGCCCUGACAUUGCUACCCAACUUGCGGGCACCAAGAAGGUCCAGCAGGAGCUGAGCCGGCCAGGGACGCUGGAGAGAUUACUGUCUGGCCACACCGACGCUGUCGCUCGAAUAAGAGCGACAUUUGCUGGACUUUAUUCCCUGGACAUGGGCAAAGAGGGUGACAAGAUAGUGGCUAUGGCCAUUGCUGACCCUGACCGGUUUGUGCUGAAGCCGCAGCGAGAAGGGGGAGGGAACAACCUCUAUGGUGAAGAGCUCAGGCAGGUUCUGGAGAAGAUCAAAGACAGCCCUGAGAGAACCUCCUACAUCUUGAUGGAUAAAAUCAAACCACAGCCAGCAAUGAAUUAUUUGCUGAGGUCUCACAGUCCCUUGCACGUGUCCCAGUGCAUCUCAGAGCUUGGUAUUUUUGGUGUCUAUGUCAGACAGGGCAAGGAGAUGGUGAUGAACACAGCUGCUGGCCACCUCCUGCGGACGAAGGCCAUCGAGCACGCGGAUGGUGGGGUAGCGGCUGGGGUGGCUGUGCUGGACACACCGUACUUGGUGUGAUGCCCUGUCCCACCCACCUCGCUCUGCUGCCUGAAGAGCUGAUCUGCCACAGCGAUUUUCUCCUUAGGGUGCGCUUACCAAGGUCUGAUGUAUUGGGGGAGGGGAGAUGGGGCUGUGCGGACACAACUGCUCAAACGUCCUGCUUGCCAGCCCCAGCUUCUCCUCUGCAAUUCCUCCUGCAGGACGAAGGGCCUCCCUUGCUCUGCGUGCCUGGGGGGCCCUGCCCUGUGCGUGUCCCAGCUGUGACCUCCCAGGACUGCAUUGCUCUGGCUGUUCCCUUGGGGUCUAGCCUGCGGGCAGGGGUACGUGCGGCAGAGCUGAAGGGUAAAUGUGCCACAACAAGCACUCACGCUGUUCCCAGUCUCCUGCUCCUUGAUGCUGCAUUAUUUCUGGUGCCAUGCAAACCCAAAGCCUAGAGAAUGGGAGGAGAAAGAUGGAUAUGCAAGUAACAGCCUUCAGCUGUGGGAUUUGUGGCCCUCAGUGCUUUCCAGGUUAAAGGGGGAGCCCAGCUCCACAUGCCCAUGGCCCCUCCAGCUCUCCUUCAGGUGCUGCUGCUUUCCUGAUUGCUACUUCUCCCUGUGCCUCCCACUGAGGAUCCUCAGUGUCCCUGCACAAGGGACAGCUGCCCCGGUGUAAUUAUUUGCCCAGCUCCCACUUUGCUGGACCAGGUGCUUAUCCCAGAUAGUGCCUCUGUGCUACACCAAGCUGGCAGCAGCGCAGAAUCCACGUGGCAGGCUGUGAUGCUCCUGUCCUGUGGGGUGUGGUCCCAUGAGCCCCCAUGGGAAGGUUGCAUCCGUUCCAGUUGCCUCCUGUAGCCUUGUCCAACAGCUCCCCAUGGAGCACAAGAAUCCCUCAAUGAUGGUGGCACAUCCCAGCACAGCACUGAAUUGGAGCCUUGUGUCACAGUCACUGUGCUGAUAAACCUGAAUCCCCAAGGGCGUGUGCUAGUGCAUCCCACUGCAAGCCACGCGCCGAGCCUCUCCGCCCUGCUCUGCCGCAGCGCGUACAGCUGAAGAGCCGUGUCAGGGAGCCCCAGGCUUUACACUGGUCUGGCUGGGAUGUGGGGGGUGGGCUGAACCUGGGAGCUUUGUGGCAGGGAAGUGAUGGAGUUGCAGGAGAGGCUGAGCAAGUGCAGCCCCUGCUUCCAAGCGCCUUACUUUGGGACCAGCAGCAGUGGAUGAUGAGACACGUCUCCCUCCACAUUCCAUGAAUCAGUGGGAACAGAGCAGCGGGGGGGGACAGAAGCACUCGGGCUCUCCAUCCCAUGGGCUUUUGCCUCUUCUCCAGCCCCUUUUCCACUGAACAGUUCAAAUAUAGAAGAUGGACCUUUGUGGCACCCAGGCAGCCUCAGCUCUAGCCUUUUACUGACACCAGAGCAAGGCAGUGUAAAGCCACUGUUUCUGAAGAAUGAAUGUGCUGAUUGACAGACUUGCACCCUGCUGUGUGCAUUGCUGCUGUGUGCUUCGAUCAUCAGUCUUUCACCCUGGAAGGAGUCCAGUUCUGCAAGUGUGACUGAUCCUGGGUGGUUGUUCUGUUGGGGGUGUCGAUUACCCUCAGCCAGAGAUUAAAAAGCACGUGCAAUCUGAA